This is a messenger RNA of Pungitius pungitius (ninespine stickleback), 836 nucleotides long. RefSeq lists its product as uncharacterized. The record is from RefSeq and is a predicted model, not a curated record. Bases 9 to 650 code for a protein of 213 amino acids. The transcript has 8 exons. NCBI's taxonomy places the organism in Eukaryota, Metazoa, Chordata, Actinopteri, Perciformes, Gasterosteidae.
UUCAGAAGAUGGAGGCAAAGCAGCUGAAGAGAGAUGUUGAAGCGCUCUUAGGUGAUUACAUUGGGCAGAAACUCCGAGAAAAAUCCUUCGAUCCAAAGGGGAAAGGCACCUCCACCAUGCUGGAUGACCUGGCUCACUACGACCUCGCCAUCAGUGUCGCCCUCUGGUGGUUGGACAAAGACGAGGGACGCGACGCGCUGGACGGAGACAUCAUCGGAACAGCGAGCGGCUCGGGAGGCUCCCGGUACCCCGAUCGCCUGGAGCGGGAGGCCAUGAUCCUGUCGUCCUUUGCCGGGAUCGUCAUGAGGAGCCUUCCAGUGGAGGAGAUCCUGGCUCUGUACAGGUGCAGACCAGCGGCUUCACACCCAGACCAGCAGUCCAAGGGCGCCAUCGUGUAUCCCUUCACUCUGUCCUACCAUCCGUUUGCAAUGCUCGGCUCUUACAAGGCUGCGUACCAGUCAAAGAAGCACAGUCAAAAGUUGAAGAAGUGGCUGUCUGAGAGGAGGAGGGCGACUGAGCCGCCUGGACCACUGUCGCCCAAGUCUUUGUCAUCGUCCUCCUUGUCUCACUCCUUCCUCAGUGGCAACAGUGGUCGUCAGGAGAAGACAGCGGAGCACUAUGAAGGUUCGCUGGAGUCUCUGGACGACUGAAGUCCUGCAGUGGGAUCUCGUCUCAUGAUGGACCUCCACUAGUGUUUGAGGACGGUAGUUUCUGACUUCUGUCGUCUCUUUUCUUUGCAGAUUGAUUAAAACCUUCAGCAUUUAGAGGCAGUUAAUUAGUUAGUUGUGAAAUGUCGGUGGUGGAAGCUUACAAACAAUAACAUUUGACUAAAUUAA